CUACAUAUCCGAACUUUAAUUGCGAACAAGAUCUGCGGCACAUUAGGUCGUAACGUCGUUCGAGUAGGUCGACAUCGACUCGUUAAAGGUCCCUGCCAUGAGACCGAACUGGAAGCCUUACAAUUCGUCGCCAGAUCAACAUCUAUACCUAUACCCAGAGUUCAUCGGACAUAUAAAUACAAAGAU
Molecule: messenger RNA, 186 nt
Organism: Pseudovirgaria hyperparasitica
Lineage: Eukaryota; Fungi; Ascomycota; Dothideomycetes; Acrospermales; Acrospermaceae
Exons: 1
Source: RefSeq, a predicted model, not a curated record